This is a messenger RNA of Diospyros lotus (date-plum), 900 nucleotides long. RefSeq lists its product as uncharacterized. The record is from RefSeq and is a predicted model, not a curated record. Bases 1 to 900 code for a protein of 299 amino acids. Gene Ontology annotation, biological process: root development; shoot system development. The transcript has a single exon. Lineage: Eukaryota; Viridiplantae; Streptophyta; Magnoliopsida; Ericales; Ebenaceae.
AUGGCUAGCAUUUCAAAUUUCAACAAUCCUUGCCACAGCCGCUCAAUUAGCCUGCCUAGCCAAUCGCAUCCUAGCAUGAUUAGGAUCGAGGAGGAGCUGAACAAGCUCAAAACUUGGGAAGCAUCAUCCACACCAACUGCAGAGGCUCUCUUCAAUGGUAUAUCAGGACUCGAAAAUCUGUAUAAAUUUGUGGAUGAACUUCUUAAUUUGCCACUGACCCAGCAAGUUCUUUCUUCCAACCAGCGGGAGAGGUGGGUCAAUGAAUCAUUGGACAUAUCACUCAUUCUUCUUGAUGUUUGUGGAUGCACAAGGGAUUUUGUGUCACAAAUUAAGGAACAUAUUAAAGAUCUUCAAUCUGCUCUCCGUAGAAGAAAAGGAGAUCUCAGCAUCGAAAGCAGCAUUGCAAAGUACUCUUGCUUUAGACAACAGAUGAAGAAGGAAGCAAAGAAGUUGAUCGCAUCACUGAAACAAAUGGAUAACAAAAUUGGAGUCUUACCACUCCUAGAACUAGACCCCCGGGGCGCCUCCUUGAUUAGAUUGCUAAGAGAAGUUGGUUCAAUUAGCAUAUCCAUCUGCCAUUCACUUCUCUGCUUGUUCUUGUCCACCUCAAUCUCCAAAAAGUCCACAAGAUGGUCGCUGGUUUCCAAAUUCAUACAGAAAGGCAGAGUAGCAUGCGAUGACCAACAGAAGAAUAUGAAGGAGUUGGAAAGCCUGGAUGUUGCUUUGAACGUUUUAUCCAGACAAGGUUCCAGUCACGGGGACCAUAUGCACGGUGCACAAAGCAGCUCGGAGCAUUUGGAUGCUGUCGUUAAAUUGAUUGAAAAUGGGUUGGACGACUUAUUUAGGCGAUUGGUUAAAUCCAGGGCCUCUCUUCUGAACAUACUUUCACCGAUAAUGUGA